This is a messenger RNA of Ipomoea triloba (trilobed morning glory), 5957 nucleotides long. RefSeq lists its product as uncharacterized. Lineage: Eukaryota; Viridiplantae; Streptophyta; Magnoliopsida; Solanales; Convolvulaceae. The annotation marks the transcript as partial. Gene Ontology annotation, biological process: defense response to other organism. Gene Ontology annotation, molecular function: ADP binding. The record is from RefSeq and is a predicted model, not a curated record. The transcript has 9 exons.
AUAUGUGAACUUCUAAAGGAUGAAAAGUACUUUGUUGUAUUGGAUGAUGUACGAAAAAAAGAAGAUUGGGAUUCUUUUAAAGUUGUAUUCCCUACAAACUUGAAAGGAAGUAGGGUCCUGGUGACUUCCCCAUAUGGCAAUGUAGUUGAUUCUUACUGGAAAUAUCAUAAUUUAGAAAAGUUAAGCAAUGAGGAAGGUUGGUUGCUAUUGAAAAAUAAUGUUUUUGGUAAAGAGGGAUGCAAUGACGAAGUAUUAGAAAACGUGGGGAAAGAAAUAGCAAAUAAAUGCAAUGGAUUACCUUUAGCUCUAGUAGCGGUAGGUGGUAUGCUACGUCAACGUAGGAAUAUUGUUGAUUGGCAACGGGUUGCUGAAAAUCCAUUUUUAGAAAUUAAUCGAGAAGGUCAAAUCUACCGAGACAGAGUAAAAAUGACUUACAAUGAUUUGUCCGAUGAGAAGUUGAAAAAUUGCUUCCUAUAUUUUGCUUGUUUUCCCAUAGGACAUGAGAUUGUUGUUUGGAAGUUGAUUCGUUUGUGGAUUGCUGAAGAAUUCAUUCCAACAAUAGAUGAGCAAGGGUAUGCUUUAGAGGCAGAAGUUGAAGCUCAAAAAUAUUUGAAUGAUCUUGUGGAUAGAAAUCUUGUGAUGGUGGAAAAACGAAGAAGAAAUGGACAAAUAAAAACUUGUUGUAUCCACAACACAUUUCAUGAGUUUUGCAAAAAUGAAGCUGCAAGGAUAAAUUUAUUCCAUGUAGUGGAUGAGGGGCAAAGGUUAGAUGAUGAUGAGAAUACUUCUUCUUCUUCAACUCCUCAUGAGAAUAUUUCUUCAACUCGUCGUCUUUGUUUCCACUCCUUUAAUGACAACAAAUUUGAUGUCCUCAUCAAAUCCUACAACCAAAAGGGGAGUUUAUUCCCAUUUGGCAAACAUAUCCAUUCUUUGUUGUUGUUUUCCUCACAAAAGGGUGAGACUUCUUUUACAAAAGACCAAUUAGCAACAAUCCCAAACACCUUUCCACUUCUUAGAGUGUUGAACAUUGAAUUCUCCAUCGAGUUUGGUGAUAAGUUCCAACCGGAUGAGCUUUACAACUUACAUCUCCUUAGAUAUCUUGCUAUCAAAAGCAAUCUCAAUUCCCUCCCCAAAUCAUUCAAAAAUCUUCGUGGAUUGGAGACUUUAGUGAUCGAAACCACAUCAAGAUCACUAAAAAUUGAGGAAGGCAUAUGGAACAUGGAAAAGUUAAGGCAUGUACGCACCAAUACCUCUCUGCAAUUACCCUUUCCUCCAAAAAGAAGCACAACUAAAGCUGGAAGAAAAGACAUCCGCACACUUUCUACAAUAUCACCAGCAAGCUGCACAUUGCUUAUCUUUUGGAAUACCCCUAAUCUCCAAAAAUUAGGUGUUCGUGGAGAUUUAUCAAAAUUUCAGAAGUCAGGGGAAAUAAGUUUCCCAUUCGAAAUGCUAAAAUGCCUUGAAAACUUGAAACUCUAUGGCCAGUGUGAUAAAGUGUUAACACUCCCAGAGAGUAUCGUGCAUGCACCUAGACUUAAAAAGUUGAGCUUCUCCGGCACACUAUUUGAGUGGAAAGAUAUAAGAGUAUUGGGGUUGUUGGAGGAGCUUGAGGUACUCAAGUUGGAUGACUAUGCAUUCAAGGGAGAGGAUUGUGAUCUAACGAAGAAAAAAAUUGUUUUCAAACGGCUUCAAUACUUGCGUAUUGGAAGGACGAACUUAGUAACUUGGAAAGCCACUGAGAAUAGCUUCCCAUCUUUACGAAGUUUAGUCCUUCGAAACUGUAGCUCCCUACAAGAAAUUCCAGAAGCUUUUGCUAAUGUUCAUACUCUUGAGGUGAUGGAAUUGUUUCACACGAGUGAAAGUACAGUUCAGUCUGCGAAAGAGGUCAAAGAAAAGCUCAAAAACUGUGGAUUCCAGCUCCAGCUCCUCAUAACCUCUAAAAUGGCAAAUUACACCCAACCAAAUGGGUCAUUAAUUCUUCAGGGAAAGGGACCAAUAACUGCAGGCACGGACACAAUGACAGAGGAAGCUCUAAAAGAUCUGGUUGAUUUUGUACAGUUCAGUAGUGAGUGGAAUGGUGCGCCUCGUGGCUUAUAUUCAGAGUUAAAGGAUGUGAGCUUCGAUAUCCAAAUGUUUAAUGUCAGGCUCCAGGAAGCUUACAAGAACCCAAUUGCAUCUGUCGAUGUUUUGAUGCUCAAAAACUUCCAAACUAUUGUGAAUGAAGCCCUGGAUGCGGCUCGCAUAUACUGCGUUCUGAAGAUGGUCUCUGAAAACAAAAUCCUCACAUGGUUUUUGUUACCACAACAGUAUAGAAGAAAUAAUGUCAAAUAUUGUGCGAGUAAGAUCCAGUCUGUUAGGUCAAAGGUGAAUAUAUUUCGCCAACAAUACCAAAAUGACCUUUACUCCCUCACCAUCAGCCACAACAAUGUCCUGCUAACUCUCCAGAUAGAGAGCCCGAUAUGCUUUGACGACAAUGUGAUAGAGAAAGUAGAGCAGAUGGUAAACAUGCUAGUCCAAACUGUAGGAGACAAUAUCAACCUGGUUUCUGACAUUAUGAAGUCUGAGAUAGAGGACAUGACCUCUGAAAUCAAAAGGUUUACUGAGAGCUUGGUGGUAGCUUGCAAGAGCCCACUGGCCAAUGAACACCGUGUUUUGAGACUAAUAGUAACAAAAUUCGGAACACAUGUGAAUGAAGCCAGGGAUGCAGUUGCCAACUACUUUGCACAGGAGAAGAAGCAUGGAUUGGCUAAAGCGUUUUAUAAGAUUCGGCUUCGUGGAAAGCUCAAUAAUGUUGCGAGUGAGAUCCAGUCCGUUAAGGAAAAAGUGAAAACCAUUUGCGAAGACCACAAAGAAGACCUUCGACACCUCCAGGAGGACUACAACAAACAUAGUGAUCUGCCACCUCUUAAGGUUCGUGCGGAGUUACGGGAAAAUGAGAUAGUAGGUUUUAAUGAUGAUUUGAAAACCAUAAAAACUCGACUAGUGGAAGCAUCCAAAGAUUUAUUUGUCAUCCCAAUUGUGGGGAAUGCUGGGACAGGAAAAACUACACUUGCCUUAAAGAUUUUUGAAGAUCCAGAAAUCAGGAAAAAUUUCACCCAUUGCAUUUGGGUUCAUCUUUCACAAGGCUUUUGUAGAAAGGAAAAAUUCAUCGACAUUCUACAUCAAAUUUUCAAGCAAACAGAAGACUUCAUCAAGACUUUAAAAGAUGGGUUUUUGGAAGCUAAAUUUAUGGAAUUAUUACAAGACUUCAGCAAAGCUAAAAUAAAGGAAUUAUUUGAAGACUUGAGCACGACUUUAGAAGAUGGGUUGGAAGCUAAAAUAAAGGAAUUAUUAGAUGAUCAAAAGUACUUCAUUGUAUUGGAUAAUGUGCUGGAAAAAGAAGAUUGGAAUUCUCUCAAAGUUGCAUUCCCUAAAAACAUGAAAGGGAGUAGAGUGCUGAUAACCACCCGGAGUGGCAAUGUAGUUGAGUAUACUUGGAAAUCGCAUGGUUUAGGAAAGUUAAGCAAUGAUGAUGGUUGGCUACUAAUAAAAAAUAAUGUUUUUGGUACAGAGGAACGCCGCGACACUUUAAUUGAAGAGCUUGGGAUAAAAAUAGCAAAAAAGUGCAAUGGAUUGCCACAUGCUCUUGUACUAGUAGCUGGCAUCCUACGCAAUUGUAUAACUUCUGCUGGUUGGCAACGAGUAGCUGAUAAUCCACUUCUAGAUGAUCUAGAAUUGAGCUACCAUGAGCUAAUAGAGUUGAGCUACAAUGAUUUGCCUGAUGAGAACUUGAAAAAUUGCUUCUUAUAUUUUGCAUGUUUUCCCAUGGGACAUGAGAUUGUUGCUUGGAAGUUAAUUCGUUUGUGGAUUUCUGAAGGUUUCAUUCCAAAAAAAGAUGAGUGGGGGUACAGUUUAGAUGUAGAAGCUGAAGCUUCAAAAUAUUUGAAUGCUCUUGUUGAUAGAAAUCUUGUGAUGGUGAAAAAAAGAAAAGCAGAUGGUCAAAUAAAAACAUGUUGCAUUCAUGACACAUUGCAUGACUUCUGCAGAAGUGAAGCCGAAAGGAAAAGUUUAUUCCAUGUAGUGGGUGAGGGACAAAGAUUAGGUGCAAGUAUUCGUUUGAAACGUCUUUGCUCCUACUACACUAUAAACAUAUUGGAUCCAUUACUCCAUCCAUCUGAUUCACUUUUCAAUCUCUUCAUCAGAAAGGAGGGUGUUUUCUCUUUGUUGCUGUCCUCUUCCGAAAAGAGUGAAGAGAUUAAUUCGACCCCAGAAGAGUUGGAAAAAAUCCUAGAUUUCUUUCCAAAGCUUUCGGUGUUGAAUAUUGAAUCCAGCAAAUUUAGGUCGCUGCCAAAUGAGCUUUAUUCCCGACGCUAUAUCAGGUAUCUUGCAAUCAAAGUUGAUAUCAGUUCUCUCCCCAAGUCAUUCGAACAUCUUUCACUUUUGGAGACUCUAGUGAUCAAAACCACAGAAAAGGCACUACAAAUUAAUGGAGGCAUAUGGAACAUGAAAUAUCUAAGGCAUGUGCACACCAACACCUCUACGCAAUUACCCUCUCCUCCCAAAAGAGGCAAGCAUAGCCGUAAACAAACAGAUAUCCUCACACUUUGUACCAUAUCACCAGGAAGUUGCACAAGCAAGAUCUUCAACAAAACCCCCAAACUCCAAAAAUUAGGUGUUCGUGGGAACUUAUCAGAACUUCUCGAGGAAAAACAAAAUGUUUGCUUGUUCAACAAUAUUCAAAUGCUAGAACGCCUCGAAAACUUGAAGCUUCAUGGUAACUCUGAGGAAGUAGAGUUGAAGGUCCCAAUGUUGGAUAAGUUUCCGAAAAGGCUAAGAAAGUUUACCUUGUCUGGUACAUUGUUUCAAUGGAGCGACAUGACUGUAUUGGGAUCAUUGGAGGAACUUGAGGUGCUCAAAUUGGAUGACAAUGCAUUCUCGGGAGAACUUUGGGAUCUAAAUAGUAAUGUUAUUUUCAAAGGACUUAAGUAUUUGCGCAUUGGGAAUACAAACCUUGUAACUUGGACAGCUGUAGUGGAGAAAAGCUUUCCAAUUCUAGAAAGCUUGGUUCUCAAGAAUUGUAUUUCCCUAGAGAAUAUGCCACAAGAUUUUGCUAAUGUGGACAGUCUUAAAGUAGUGGAACUAUUUGACGUGAGUGAAAGAAUCGCUGAUUUUGCAAGAGAGAUUUGUGAGCAAAGGCAUGGCAAAACAAAUGUCAAAAUCAAUGGAUUCAUCACUCAUCUUCUGCCACAAGCAACGGUACAUGACCAAGCAUAUGGGGAUGAAAAUGUCAAAAUCAGUGGAUUGGUCCACCCCAGCACCUCUACUUCAUCCCAAGAAAUCGUACAUAACCAAGCAAAUGAGAAUGAACAUGACAACACCAAUGAAUUCGACCACCCUAGCACCUCUAUUCCUUCACAAGAAAUAGUGCAUAAGCAAUCGCAUGGGGAGGAAAAUGUCAAAACUGAUGGUUUCGACAGUCCUAGUACCUCUACUCCGUCACAAGAAAUAGUUUCUGAUGAUUAACUCUCUGGUCACCGAUGUGAAUUGCUUUCUUGAAAUAAAAGGAUUAAAGUCGAUAUGUGUGUUUUUCUUGAUGCAAAGAAUGUGCCGAUCAGAAUUGAGCUACCUAUUUUUAUAUCUUUCUUGUCAGUGAUCUCAUCUAGAGCUUAGACAUGUGGUUCGAUGAAUUCCCAAUUCAAGCAUUGAGUGGCACGACGUACGCAUUGAUGUUGAAAGCCAAUUAAAGUGUGUGUUAGUGAUUUCAUAUUGUUGGGAGACUAUUUUUGUAUUUUCAAUUUGUGAUUACUUUCUCAUGACUUUAUAUAGUAUUUUGGUAUCGUAGUCAAGGACUCAAGGCUUGUUUAUCAUUUUUUUUUUUUUUUGAUGUAUUGCUUAUUUGUCUUAGCAGUGUGGAUUUGCUUGUGAAGGUAAAACACUCAUUUGGUGACUCUAAAAUAAAUUACUGACUAUAUGUUCCA